Danio rerio (zebrafish) is the source of this 1885-nucleotide messenger RNA. It is a transcript of the gene rcvrn2, whose product is annotated as recoverin 2. Lineage: Eukaryota; Metazoa; Chordata; Actinopteri; Cypriniformes; Danionidae. Gene Ontology annotation, molecular function: calcium ion binding. The record is from RefSeq and is marked provisional.
AGCACAUACAGAGUGUCUCUGGUUGUGAAAAGAGCAACAUCUUUCUGAGCCCUUGCCUGUGCUCUCCACAAGCCUUCAAAAAUGGGGAAUGCCAAAAGCAGUGCUAUGUCCAAGGAGAUCCUGGAGGAUCUCAAACUCAACACCAAAUUCUCAGAGAACGAACUGUCGCAGUGGUACGAGAACUUCCAGAAGCAGUGUCCGUCUGGCCGUAUCACACCUGAAGAGUUUAAAAAGAUCUACGAACGCUUUUUUCCGGAAUGCGACACCACCUCAUACGCCCAGCACGUCUUCCGCUCCUUUGACACCAAUGAUGACGGAACGCUGGAUUUCAAGGAAUACAUUAUCGCUCUACAUAUGACAUCAACCGGAAAGACGGAGCGCAAGCUGGAGUGGGCCUUCUCACUCUUCGAUGUCGACAAAAAUGGCUACAUAACCAAGUCAGAAGUUGCAGAAAUCUGCCAGGCUAUCUUUAAGCUGAUUCCCAAAGAGGACCAAGAAAGUCUGCCAGCCGAUGAGAACACUCCUGAAAAGAGAGCAGACAAACUGUGGUCGUACUUCAAUAAAAAGGAUAACGAGCGAUUGGCUGAGGGCGAGUUUAUUCAAGGUAUUCUGGAGAAUGAAGACGCUAUCCACCUUAUUCAGUUCGAGCACCAGAAGAAAUAAUACAAAAAGAAUGAUAAAGCAUGUAUUUUUAUUUGAUUUUUAUUUAUUUAUUUUUGUUCUUUGGCCAUAUGCUUCCCACUUUAACUGUAACCUCAAAUGUACAUAUCAGUACCUAAAAAUACAAAAGGUAGGCUUUUGUACUUUUUAGUUAUGUACCAAUAAGGUGCUGAAAUGGACCCUUUAAAGGAACACUCCACUUUAAUUGGAAAUAGGUUCAGUUUACAAGUCACCUACAGUUAAACAGUAAAUAAUCCAACCCCAGGGUCUUUUAGCUUAGCUUAGCUUAGCUUCAAUCAGUGUAAACAGUGUAACUACAGAAGAGUCAAGCUUUAAGGAAAUGAUCUAUUUUUUGUUUUUGACUGAGAUGCAAUGGUGUAAUCUGAUUCAGUGAUUUUUAUGCCAAGCUAAGCGGUCACACUUUAUUUUAAUGGUCCCUUUGUUAAAUUUAAGCUACAUUGCAUCUACAUGCCAACUAAUUUUCAUUAGAUUAUAAGUAGACUGUUAGGUUGGGGUUAGUGUAAGUUGACAUGUACUUGCAAAGUUUCUUAGUCAGUUAAUUGUCUGUUGAAGGAGCAGUAUCAACAGAUAUUAGGCAGACAGUCUACUAAAACUCAACUGAAUCAUCAAAAUAAAGUGUUGCCAGCUAAGCUAAGCUAUAUGUUCUCCGGAAGAUCAAAUGAAUGACUUUAAAAAUGGUAAAGCUCACCUGUUUAACUUCAGGAGACUUGUAAAAUGAGCGUGUUUUCAAAAACAUGAAGUGUUCCCUUAAGUACAUAUGCAUACCUUUUGGAAAGGUACCCCAGUGACAGUUCUUGUACCUUUUAUUUCUGAGAGUGUCCAAUAUUGAGUGAGUCAUGAUAGAUUGCAGAAUGUCAUUGUUAAUAAUGAUUAUAAACUGAUAGUAAAUUGUCUCUUCUGGAAAUACGUGUUGAAAUGUGUGUGACAAAUGUAGAGUGAAGAAUUUCUGAAAGAUUACAUUAUAACGACACCCUUAAGCUGUAAGGAAACCCUUUUUUCUUCAUAAACCAAAAAGUCGAGUUUUUCUUGCAAAAGAGGUAAAUGCAGAUGAGGGUGAAUAAGCCUUUAGGCUGUGCUUAAAAAAACAAACUGACUUAUCAUCCAGGAUGAUAGCACAAUAUAGCCAAUAAUGUUUACCAUUUGUAUUAUGCAGAUUUGUUUUUUGUUGUCAGUUGCUGUGGAUUAAAACUGAAACCAUCAAACA